Molecule: messenger RNA, 1644 nt
Organism: Priapulus caudatus
Lineage: Eukaryota; Metazoa; Priapulida; Priapulimorpha; Priapulimorphida; Priapulidae
Source: RefSeq, a predicted model, not a curated record
AUGUUUAACAUGGUUCAGGCUUCUCGGGAUGAAAUUAGAAACAUCCCUCUCGAAAAAUUAUUACCUACGAAAAAUGAUGAAAUGGAACUGCAAUCUGAAAUAACAACUAUGAUACAGCGUGUUCUAUGCGAAAACAUUUCCAUCUUUCAGACUGCAAGUGAAGUGACCUGGCAUAUUGCACAUCAGUAUUCACAAGAGUCUUCAACUAAAAGUAACGUUGUCCCCAUAGGCGUCCUUGAUAAGGAUGAGAGUAGGGUGGCGGACAUGAUCAAAAUCAUGGAAGAGUACCACAAAUAUGUACCUCUGGAAGCAAAUGGACAUCCGUUGGUCAUUCCACUACAUGCUGAUGGACUAAGUUGUGAACGAGGGAAUGAUUCACAAAAUGCACGGAUUAAUGCGAAUUCUCCAUGGCAGCAACUGCAGGGACUGACCAUGAAUAUUCAGGAAUGGCACAAACGAUGUCUUCUGCUACAGGAUAUUUUUGACGAGUUGUACAAUGGAUCAAGUGGUAGAGAAAAGGGUACUUUGUUCCAUCUCAAAAACUAUUUCAACCAUCGGAAUGUUUCAAGUGACAUUAAAGAGAGGUUUAACCACUGUGAACAAUUCUUAUACUUUUGUUGCGAUGCAUACAUUGUUCUCGCAGCCUUACAUUGUAUGGGCACCAAGCAGAUGGAUGACAUACCGAAAGACUUUCCAACUGAUAAAGACAACCAGUUUUUGUUCAUGCAAAGAGUAGCCACACAGAUGUCAUCUCAGGACACUGUAAAUAAAAUAUUACAUUCAGAUGCCGGAGAGUUAAAUGACAAUUUCUUUUGUGUCUGCAAACAAGAAAUUCCUGGAUCUGCCAUGAUCUUUUGUGACAACCGUAAUUGUCCUAGAGGGGUGUGGUUUCAUCUUGAGUGUGUGGACUUGGAAGAAGACGAUGUUCCUGAUGGAAAGUGGUAUUGCAGUGAGAGUUGUGAGAGAGAUGCAGGAGAAAAAAAGACCAAGAAACGCAAGAAAGUACCAGUGGCAAAAACCUUCAUUGAUGCAAAGAAAAAUUAUACAAUCAGAGUGAUGUGGAGAGGAAUUAAUCAGAAAAUCCGACGAGAUGCCAUUCGUGAAAAUGAUGGUAACAGGAUGUUGCUACACUGGAAGUUUGACAUGUUAAAUUUCUUCGAUAAACAUCAUCCAAAGUACUUUCUGCUUGGCCAAAGAUUGCUGUCAGCAGUAAAUGGUGCAGUUUCUGAAAGGCUGCAACAUACGUUGAUGUGGAACAGAACUGUCAAUCCACAUGGAGGGAAAGGAAAGAACAUUGCAAUGGACUUACAGAUGGAAUUCUUUAACAAGGAGUAUAAAGAAAGUGUGAAAGAUGCUGCUGGACAGUUGACGGCUGCAACAAUUGCCCGCCACAGUCAGAUGGUUGGUGUUGAAAAACUGCUGAGAUCAGUUUUUGAAAAACAGGUAUCCGGUUUGUCCCGAGCAAUGGUUCACAAGAAGACAGCAAUUAACAGGCAUAAAGAUAUUAAGGAAUUUGUAUCAUUGCUAACAGAUGAGAACUUGUUCACUACCAAGCCUGGACGAAAACACCCGUCCUUCACAAAUAUGCAGUCUACCCUACAUUGGAACUUAAAUUCUGCAACCUUUAAUAUAAGCCAAGAAUAG